CCCGAAAGGAAUGAGUACAACCGUCAAAAGCCGUCAAGCUGUCGCUGUCUCUUGCCUGGCCUCUUGCUGCCUGACCAGUCUCUUCUUCUGAUACGCAUACUCCCUCUCGAACAAACCCCACUCAUCAUCCUCCCUCAGCCCCUUCUCCCUUAUCUCGCCCAUCAGCUCGUCCAGCUCCUCACCACUCUCAGCAAGCUUCAGCCUCCCCACAUACUUCCACCCAGCAACACGAACCGACCCCUCCGACCGACAGAGCUCUCCACCAACCUCUCUCUCCCUCCUGACGGGCGACAGUGGGGUCCAUUUCCACCCAUCGCUCGGCGGCGGACACAUGGCCAGCGUGUGGACGAGGCGGUCGGCCUGCGUCAAGACGGCCGGCAUCUCGACCACCUCUCCCUCUCUCCUCCAAGACGGGAAGGACACCGACAGCCUCACAGUGCCAGGGGCGGGCGGGGGGCGCCGGUAUGCAGGUGGUGGUCGGAGGAUGAGAGCGUCGUCAUUGUGCGGUGGGGGGUCACUUGUGGUGCUGUCGGGAAGAGAGAGAGACGGCAAUGAGGGAUCGAGGAAGGCAUUGACAAGUGAUGAAGGGGGCGGGGAGAAGAGGGGGUCGAAAUGGGAUGACGGCUGGUAGUGAGUGGGGGUCUGACGGGGAAGGAGGGAGAGGGCAUGCCCGAGAAGGCCGUCGAAUCGCAGACCAGAAUGGUACUCAACGAAGGAAAGAGGCACCUAAAUGAACACAAGGAAGAAGUUUGACCAUUGGCGCCUUCCCUCCCUCUUGGUGCGCACCUGGAAGUCCUUCGGAUGCCUGUCGUCGUACAGAGGCCCGUUGGGCAUCACAAAUACCCCAAAGCACACGGCGGGGAUGUCGGUCCCCUGCUGGUGCUGCCCUCUCGCCGUGUUGCCACUACUGCUCUCUUCCUCCAUGACAGCAUCUCUCGGCCUGACCGCCAUGAUGAUCUUGAAGAGAUGGGUGGGAACGGCCACGUGCCCCUCGCCCACAACCUCAUGACGCACAAAUCUCUUCGGCGGUCUGAUACUGGGUUGGGGAAGGAACAGCGGCCCAGAUACGCAGUAGACAUCUUCAUAGUAGCGGGUUAGGUGGCGACUUAGAUGCUCCAGACGCAGCCAAUCGGACCUGGACGAGAUGAGUCAAAACGCACGUUAUUUGCGGCAGGUCAUGUGUCUGUCGGCCUACCCAUUGUUGGACAUUUCCUGCGGCAAGAUGUUGCCACUGAGCCAGAAGGUCUGGUCCAUGGCCUCCUACUAGCAACAGACGUAGCAUACACGCACUUCUGUCCACAGACGCGCUUGUGAGCCCCCCCCCCGUCAACGGCGCACCUGUGUGUCUUUGUGUGCCCCUGCAGCAGCCAUGUGCCCACGAGAAUACCCCGAGCCACGGUAAUCCUAAAGCGGCACCCACAAUCUUCAAGCAGAGUGUCAAACAACCAUGGCCUCGCCUUUCGCACCUCGUUUGUCGCCGUGAAGAACCGGGGGACCCUCGGAUCAACGCGGAAGCUCGACUUGGCGCGGUCAGCGGGCCCAUUGACCGACGCGUACGUCAGCUUCUCGGCAACCCUGACCCAGACAACACAGACAAAGGCAAUGGAAAGGAAGCGUGUGUCGGCUCUUUCUGGUGCGAUUCUCACCAGUUGGGUAUUCGAUUCUUGAGAUUGACCGAGGCCAGGUAGCUGUGGCAGCUGACGAGAUUCUCAUUGCUGGGCAGCACCAGCGAUGGAUAGUGGGACAAGACCGGGUCAGUGCAGGGCACAUCUGCAACGCCUGCAACGAGAAACGAACAAUGGCUGGCACUGUUCCAUAGGUCGUUCCAUGCAGAUAGAUCUAUGUAUCAUUGUUCACGGCUCACCUGCCCAGUCAUUCUUGAGCAGCGACGGUCUGCCGUUCUUCUCCCUCGUAGCGAUGCUGCUCGUCCAGACAGGCGAAGUUGCCUCCUCGCAUCGAGCCGGACCUCUCGGUUGUGCCUUUCUCCUGUUGACGUAUUCGCACGAUACGAGCGCAAUGGAAAAACAUCCGGUACUAGCAGCUGCUACGGGAAGCAGCCGGCAUCCCAUGGCCACCGAGUCGAGAGGGGGAGAAGGGCAAGAGGAGAAAGGCUGAACGUUAGUGCAGUUCUUGUUGGGAUUUGCCAUGUGUUUUACGAGUCAUAGCGCUCUACCUACUGU
Vitrella brassicaformis is the source of this 2180-nucleotide messenger RNA. The record is from the annotation of a GenBank genome assembly. NCBI's taxonomy places the organism in Eukaryota, Vitrellaceae.